CAGCGGAGCAUUUCAGGCCCGGAUCCCGAAAGCUCUGGCGCCAGUUUGGGCCAUUUCCCACGUUGUGCAUUUGUGCCUAUCAGAACACUUGGACGAUCACUGAAUCAUCAACUAUCAACCGCGGCCCAAAGCUUCAAAUCCAGGUAAGCGCCGUGUGAGCUGUCUUUCAAUUCAGCUUGGGAACCAUCACGCAGAGGAUCUAUCGACAGCUGGCUCCCGCCAUCCGAAGCAUGGAGAAGCAAUAAAGUAGCCGCGGCUCACAAGGCUGAAACACGAUAAUGUCUGCAGUCCGGAUUGUCUGUGUUGGCGAUGACAGCGUUGGCAAGAGUAGCCUCAUCACAUCGCUGGUCAAAGAUGUCUUCGUCACCAACAAGAUCCAGUCUGUCCUCCCUCAAAUCACUAUACCUCCCAGCAUUGGAACCCCCGAGAACGUCACCACUACGAUUGUCGAUACCUCUGCCCUUCCCCAAGAACGAAAUACUCUGCGAAAGGAGAUCCGGAAGUCGAAUGUUAUUUUGCUGGUAUACUCCGAUCACUACAGCUAUGAGCGGGUGGCAUUGUUCUGGAUGCCGUACUUUCGCUCCCUUGGAGUCAAUGUACCGGUUGUGUUAUGUGCCAACAAGUCUGAUCUGACAACGAAUGGGAGCACGGCGCAGGUUGUAGAAGAUGAGAUGCUCCCAGUGAUGGCAGAGUUCAAGGAGAUUGACUCCUGUAUACGGACGAGCGCAAGGGAACAUCACAACGUGAACGAAGUCUUCUUCCUAUGCCAGAAAGCUGUCACGCAUCCCAUUGCACCGCUAUUCGAUUCCAAGGAAGGGAACCUGAAGCCAGCAGCAGUAGCUGCUCUGAAGAGGAUAUUUUACCUUUGCGAUAAGGACCAAGAUGGAUACUUGAACGACCAGGAGAUGAAUGACUUCCAAGCCAAAUGUUUCGAGAAGCCAUUGUCGGCCGAGGAUCUAGAUAAUAUCAAACUAUCUAUCAGUAAAUCAUCACCGGGCUCUGAUGUUGAUAGAGGAAUUGAACAAAAGGGGUUUAUCCAGCUCAACAAGAUAUUUGCAGAGAAAGGGAGACAUGAGACCAUAUGGAUCAUAUUGCGGAAGUUCCAAUAUACGGACAGCCUGAGUUUGAAGGACAGCUUUUUGCAUCCAAAAUUUGAGAUUCCAGAGUAUUCCUCUGCAGAACUAAGCCCGGCUGGUUAUCGAUUUUUCGUGGAUCUGUUCUUACUAUUCGACAAGGACAACGAUGGCGGGUUGAACAAUUCGGAGCUCGAUGCUCUAUUUGCGCCAACUCCCGGUUUGCCCUCUUUUUGGCUGGAAACCUCGUUUCCAUCUUCCACUGUACGGAACGAAGCAGGUCAUAUCACUCUCCAAGGCUGGCUUGCCCAGUGGUCCAUGACAACAUUUGUUUCACCAAGCACCACGCUCUCCUACCUGGCAUAUCUUGGCUUCGAGCCAACAGGAGGUCCUCGCCUUUCCACAACGUCCGCCCUCAAAAUUACCAAAUCUCGCAAGCGAAGACGGCGAACAGGUCGGGUCGAGAGAAAUGUCGUCCUCUGCUACGUAGUCGGUGCCCCCUCAUCAGGCAAAUCGUCCCUCCUAGAUGCCUUCCUCAACAGACCCUUCGACUCCCUCUACCGACCCACCAUCAAGCCUCGCACAGCAGUCAAUAGUGUCGAGCUCCAAGGCGGCAAGCAAUGCUACUUGAUCCUCGAAGAGCUUGGAGAACUCGAGCCCGCCAUCCUAGAAAAUCAAGCUAAGCUCGACGCAUGUGACUUGAUCUGUUACACAUACGACUCAUCCGACCCCGACUCAUUCUCGCACAUUGUUUCUUUGAGAGCAAAAUAUCCGCAGCUGGAUGACCUACCGGCUAUCUACACAGCACUGAAAGCAGAUCAGGACAAGACAACCCAGCGCUCGGAGACUCAGCCGGAUGAGUAUACAUCGACGCUGAAUAUGAGUGCGCCGCUACAUGUGAGCGUUACGUGGAACAGUAUCAGUGAGCUUUUCAUUACGCUGGCGGAAGCGGCUACGAAUCCUAGUUCAGCGUUUCCGAAGAGCGAGGAGGAGGCUCCGGAUAGGACGGGUGUAUAUAUUGCGUUGGGGGCGACGGCUUGUGCCUUACUUGCCGCAGGGAUGAUUUGGAAGAGGACGACGAAUGCAAAUUGAGUUCCCAUGAUGUUUGAGAGCUUGAAGUGGCUAGGAUGAGACUACGCGGUGCGUUCAGUGUGGUUGAUAUGCUUAUUAUAAUUGUUAAUCAAUGAUACCCCUCCCUUCUCAUCACGAAUUUCUUCAAUGUCUUUUUGAUUCGUAGUUGGUACAGUGUUUUAGCAAAUUUUGGGCAACUUCACGGCUUUCAGUCACGGGGGGUUAAUCAGCAUAGACUUUCUUUUAAACACCAAUCCUGGCACGCAUUGUUAGACUGAUGAGAAUUCUCCAUUGUAGCCCUAGCCUGCUAGUCCUUCCAAGGGAAAUCUCAAUUCGCACAUGCUCGUAAUUUGUAUGGCAUGGUGAUCCGCAGAUCGAUUGGCUUGCAAUCUUCUCAAUCUCACUUUCCCAUAUCUUAGACGCAUGCCAGCUUCAGUGCCAGAUCCAAUGCCUCCUGUUGCACCGCAGAACGACACAAACGCAUUGGCAUCUAACAGUUUCAGCCAUUUACCGAAGGGUAAGACGCAUUCCUGUAAGCAUGAUAUCGGCCUUUUUUCCAUUUGAGAGGUUUCGCAGCCUGCUUAGCUUACCGGCUCUGUACUAUGACGAGUCUUUCCCUGCGUUCUCAGGAACAUGGUAGUUGGUC
Messenger RNA from Cadophora gregata, 2790 nucleotides. RefSeq names its product ERMES complex Ca(2+)-binding regulatory GTPase gem1 (gene GEM1). Lineage: Eukaryota; Fungi; Ascomycota; Leotiomycetes; Helotiales; Ploettnerulaceae. Gene Ontology annotation, biological process: regulation of mitochondrion organization; mitochondrion organization; small GTPase-mediated signal transduction. The transcript is spliced from 2 exons. Bases 279 to 2165 code for a protein of 628 amino acids. Gene Ontology annotation, cellular component: mitochondrial outer membrane. Gene Ontology annotation, molecular function: GTPase activity; calcium ion binding; GTP binding. The record is from RefSeq and is a predicted model, not a curated record.